This is a messenger RNA of Nelumbo nucifera (sacred lotus), 438 nucleotides long. The record is from RefSeq and is a predicted model, not a curated record. Lineage: Eukaryota; Viridiplantae; Streptophyta; Magnoliopsida; Proteales; Nelumbonaceae.
AUGAAGGAAAGUUUUCCUUUUCCGAGGAUAGACCACCUCGUCAAUGCCACUGCAGGGUAUGAACUACUUAUCUUCAUGGAUUCCUUCUCCGGGUACAACCAGAUGCAGAUGCACCCCGACGACAAGGAGAAGACAUCUUUCAUCAUUGAGCAUGGCGCGCAUUGCUACAAGGUAAUGCCGAUCGGCCUUAAUAAUGCAGGGGCCACUUACCAGUGCCUUGUCAACAAGAUUUUCAAGAAUCAGAUGGGGAUGAAAUUCGAAGCCUACGUAGACGACAUGGUGGUGAAGAGCAUGAAGACCGAAGCACACACCUCGGACUUGGCCGAAACGUUUGAUACUCUACGUAAAUUCUACAUGAAGCUCAAUCGCUUCAUGUUGAAGUUGGCAGACCGCUGCCUUCCCUUCUUCCGCACUAUCAAGAAGCUAAAAGAUUUCUAG